Molecule: messenger RNA, 285 nt
Organism: Angiostrongylus costaricensis
Lineage: Eukaryota; Metazoa; Nematoda; Chromadorea; Rhabditida; Metastrongylidae
Source: the annotation of a GenBank genome assembly
AUGUCCAGCGUUGAGUGUGGGCUUUUGGAAUUGCGAGUUACCAUGAAUGGUCUUGGUCGUCAUGAUAAACUCAAACUGCCGCUCAUUCUGCUCAUUCCAUUCCAAUCCGCCUACUCCUCUGUUGUCGCAUGUUACUGGGAAAAGUUUUUCAUCGGCGUCACAGAAGGCGUUGAAUGGGUGACGUCGUCUCGUCUCGGCCAGUCCGUGACGUCGUACCUUGCCCUUUUUGCUUGCAUGAUCAAGUCUUCAUUUAAGGACUCAGAUGAAAGUGAAAGUGCAUUGUAG